Molecule: messenger RNA, 215 nt
Organism: Dentiscutata erythropus
Lineage: Eukaryota; Fungi; Glomeromycota; Glomeromycetes; Diversisporales; Gigasporaceae
Source: the annotation of a GenBank genome assembly
UCUAUACCUAUGUCGUUGGUAAGAAUAAAAAUCUUCCUAGUCCAGAAGCACGAUACCAAGAGGUUGAAAUAAUAGAAGAUGAUCGUAUUUACGAUAUUUUAAGAAAAAUAGACUGCCUAUAUCUCUUACCAUACAAAGUAACUAUUCAGGUCGCACCGAAUAAUAAAUUCAAUUCUAAAGAGACCAUCACUACUACCACUGAAUUAAAUGCAUGA